UCGAGUUUUGUCUGAGUCAACUAUAAACUCAACACACACGUGUACUGCGGCGCCCGGCUCAUUCAUAAAUACACCGCGUUUAUCACACGGCGUACAACGAUGAUGGAGGAGCUCCCCAUCCAGCCCUCCGGUCUCUUCUGGCAAGACGACUUCAUCACCGCCGAGCACGAGGCGAGGCUGGUCCACAUCUUCCGGCACGAGCUCGCGUGGCCGGACCGCUCCGGCCGGCUGUCCCUGCACUACGGAUACACGUUCGACUACAAGACCUUCGGGGUGGACCCGGACAUCCCGUUCGCCCCGUUCCCGGACUGGCUGCAGCCUCUCAUCCCCACGACCGAGGGCAGGCCGCCCGACCAGGUCUGCUUGCAGCACUACCCGCCCGGCGCCGGUAUACCGCCGCACGUCGACACGCACUCGGCGUACGACCAGCUGUACGCGCUGUCCCUGGGGUCGCCCGUCAUGAUGCAGUUCGCGCGGCCGGCGUCCGGCGACGGCGACGGCCGCGCCGGGGAAAUGGUUGAAGUCGACCUCGCGCCGAGGAGCAUGAUGCAGAUGUCGGGCGACUCGAGGCUGCACUGGAAGCACGGCAUCAGGAAGCGCAAGACGGAUACCCUGGCCGACGGCACGGUGCGGAAGAGGGGCGACCGAUGGAGCAUCACGUAUCGAUGGAUCAGGGAGCCGGCCAUCUGCGAGUGUGGAGACGCCCAGUUGUGCGAUACGGCGCAGACGAGGUUGGGCAUCGAGAAGGAGUACCGGUGGAAGAAGGGUGACGAGGACGGCGCUGCUGAUGGAGCGAACCCGGCAGCCGAGGAGACAAAGCCAUGACGUUGCCAAUGAUUUUCCCUUUCCCUCGCUUCCAUCCUGAUUUGAUUAUUGGGGGGGGGGGAGGAGAACACGAAGGUGCCUAUAUGUCAGGCCCGGCCAAGCAGACACCACAACUUUGGCUUACCUUCCACAAGGAUUGAUCAUGGACGCUUCAUGUCUUAAAUCAUGGAGCUAAGUGGGAUUCCGAUCCUAAAAGCAUUGGGUUGUCAAAGUCUCUAAGUCAGCACUACUACCCUUGACGGCGUUUGCCAUGCCAAAAAGCGGACUCACGAGUCCGUGAUAAUGUUCCGAUUGUAAUUACAACUGCGACUCUGGCUGAAUGACAUGUUAGUCCUUAAUUU
This is a messenger RNA of Colletotrichum destructivum, 1166 nucleotides long. Its product is annotated as Putative oxoglutarate/iron-dependent dioxygenase, alpha-ketoglutarate-dependent dioxygenase AlkB. The record is from RefSeq and is a predicted model, not a curated record. Bases 100 to 825 code for a protein of 241 amino acids. Gene Ontology annotation, biological process: demethylation. Gene Ontology annotation, molecular function: oxidoreductase activity; demethylase activity. The transcript has a single exon. Lineage: Eukaryota; Fungi; Ascomycota; Sordariomycetes; Glomerellales; Glomerellaceae.